UUUUGCGCGGGUGAUGCAUUCAUUUAGGUUAAGUUAGGCUUGCUUUUGAUGCUCAAUUAUUUUAAUGAAUUUUAUAUUUUAUUUUGUUGAUAAGUGUAAAUAGUAUUUUAUUAAAAUGGAGCCGAUGACAUUAGGUAGCCCUUCUAACAGUCCAGCACCUGAACAAUAUUUGCCAUGCUUUCUUCUUGGCGACAAUAGCUUUUCUCAGACACCUAGGAGAAAUAGAUUGUCACCUGUACAAGAUCGCAGCCUAACGUUUGGUAAUAUAAAAGGUCCAUCAUCAUUGUCGAGUAGUGUAAAUAAUGAGUAUGACAAGCAGAAAAAUGUAUCUGCCAUAAAGUUCGGACCUCCUAUCAUUGACCUCUUUGAUGAUAUGCCCACAACAUACAAAUUACCUCCAGAUGCUUUUACUCCUGAUUCUCUACUAAAACGAGAGGGGGCUUCUAAUCAUAAAGACACUAAUAGAAGUAUAUAUAGUCCUGAAAAUAAAUUUUCAGUCACUUCUAAUCAUAAAGACACUAAUAGAAGUAUAUAUAGUCCUGAAAGUAACUUUUCAGUCAUUUCUAAUCAGAAAGAUGCUAAUAGGAGUAUGUAUAGUCCUGAAUGUAACUCGGCAUUAAAUACGUCAUCCAUGCCAUACCAAUUCAAUUUGAACAACACAAGUGUGGCAUAUAAAACUCCACAGUUUACGAAUUCACAAAUGUCGGCAGCUGAAGUAUUUAACAAUAGCAAUAAUAUAAAUUCGUCUGCUUAUGGUUCAAAAAGACCAUAUCCUUAUAAUGAGACAACUUUUCAGUCGACAUAUGAUACAUCGAUUGGAAGUAAUAAUUUAACUUAUAAUAGUAAUUCAAAUUAUAAUUCUAGUAGAUUUAUAGAACAAGAAUUCUGGGUGACAAUUUUUGGCUUUAUGCCUGAGAUGCAUAUGGAAAUAGCUAGUUUUUUCCAAAGUGUUGGAAACUUUAUAGACAAAUACGUGAAGCCAGAUUGUAAUUUCCUUUGUUUAAAAUAUGCGUCACGAUUAGAAGCACGCCAAGUUCUCACUUACAAUGGAUAUUUAUUUAAACCUGGUAUCAUUAUUGGAGUUAUGUUAUGUGAUAAUCCUGAACUGGUGGGUCAGGAUGUGUCAACUAUUGGAAAUAUUGAUUAUGAAAGUAAAGCUAAAUUGGAAAGAUUAAGGCAUAUGUCUCAGACUGCGAAUAGAUCACCUCCAAUAGUACAACGUGCCAAGAAGAGGAAGAAUGAUGUUGGAUUAAUAGGUAAAGCCAUUGACUACAUUAUGAGUUGGUGACCUAUGAUUUUGUACAUAUUUUAACGUUUUAUAUUUAAAUUGUAAAGUGUUUAAUUACAAUUGAACUUUCUGUUCUUCAAAAUUGAGAGCAAGGGUUAACUGUACGAUAAAUUGAGCCAUAAGUGUUGUUUACUGUAAAUAAUGAACAAAAUCUAAGCAAAUAUCAUUAAUAUUAUUA
This is a messenger RNA of Ctenocephalides felis (cat flea), 1466 nucleotides long. RefSeq lists its product as uncharacterized. Lineage: Eukaryota; Metazoa; Arthropoda; Insecta; Siphonaptera; Pulicidae. Bases 116 to 1288 code for a protein of 390 amino acids. Gene Ontology annotation, molecular function: structural constituent of nuclear pore; phospholipid binding; single-stranded DNA binding. Gene Ontology annotation, cellular component: nuclear membrane; nuclear pore central transport channel; nuclear pore nuclear basket. The record is from RefSeq and is a predicted model, not a curated record. Gene Ontology annotation, biological process: regulation of DNA-templated transcription; NLS-bearing protein import into nucleus; nuclear pore organization. The transcript is spliced from 4 exons.